Molecule: messenger RNA, 2957 nt
Organism: Syngnathoides biaculeatus (alligator pipefish)
Lineage: Eukaryota; Metazoa; Chordata; Actinopteri; Syngnathiformes; Syngnathidae
Product: sialoadhesin-like
Source: RefSeq, a predicted model, not a curated record
GGAAGAAGGUCAGCUCUCGCUCUCUGAAUUUUUUUCAUGCAGAAACGACGACGAAGAGCGGCGAGCAUCAAACUCACAUGCACAUCAAAUAUGAGCUGGACCAUAUUUGCCAUCUUUCUCUUCGGCGUACAAGUCUUCCACGGAUUGGAGACAAGUUCCUGGGGGGGCUAUUAUGACAAGAAAACCGUCUGUGGCCUGACAGGAAGCACAGUCACGCUCAACUGCUACUUCUGGUACCCGAAAGAAAAUGAUGGCCAACAGACAAACGUUGAGAAGAGGUUGUGGUUCACCAAAGUUUCUGAUUAUCAACCUGAAGAUCUGAGCUUAGACCCCGAGUACUCUGGUCGUCUGGACUUUUACUGUCAAGGCGAUUGGUGCAGCUUAUCAAUCAGAGAGCUGAGAGAAAGUGACGCGGGCGUGUACAAGUUCAGAUUUGUAACAAACCGGCCAAGGGAAAGCUACACUGUCAUGCCUGGAGUCAAUCUGACAGUCAAUGAUCUCCGAGUAGUGAUGAGGAAAACCAAUCAGGACAAGCGUCUGAGUUGUGAGACCGAGUGCAAGCUGGGGUCUUCUCCUUCAUACCUCUGGUAUGAGAACGGACGGGAAAUCCAAAAUGAAAACUCCCAAAAGUACAAACCUGGAUAUUACUCCAAACACAGCUACUCCUGUGCUGUAAGAGGAAAUCAGCAGCUUUUAUCUCCUCCAGUGUGUGAGUUGACUCCUGCCAGAGCAGUUUUUAAGACUUUGUUCCUCGCCAACUCUAAUGCUGAGGUGCUUGUUCAAUCUUUCAGGUGGGCCAAAAGAUGUAACAUUGUCCGUUACCACAACAGAAACAUCUGCGCCCUUAAAGGCUCGUCAGUGGACAUUAAUUGCAUUUACGGAACCAACUGGAACUGGAACAUCGAGACCAAAUUCUGGUUCAGAGCAGAGACAAAUCCCUCUCCACCUCGGAAUCUCCAGUUGGACAAUCACUACCAAGAUCGUGUUGAAUACCCAUCAGCACCGUACGGACAAUCAACUCUGAGAAUUAAAAACGUGACUGAGAGCGAUUCUGCUGAGUAUCGCUUCAAAUUCAUCACAAGCAAUUUUGAAUGGAAAAGUACUUUACCCGGAACUACUUUGACAAUCACAGCUGUGCAGAUGAAGGUGGUAGACGUCCAAGUGGAAGAUUCUCAUGUGUCCGCUUGGCUGUCAUGUCACACGAGCUGCAGGCCGGCAGCUGUUUUGUCUUUCUGCUUGAUGAAGAAUGGAGUUCAGUUUGAUUGCACAGAAACACAGAGGACGAAACAGCUCAGAAUGCGUUUAAAUCCUGGAGACUAUGUCACCUGUGCUGUGCAAGGACAACCACUUAUCGUCUCUUCUCGCCUGUAUGCUCUGAAAACCCCCAGGGUGCAGCUGAGUGAUCGAGGUGAGAUCCUGGAGGGUCACUCACUGACUCUGACCUGCAGAACUGACACUCAAACAUCAUAUCGACAACACUGGUACAAGAAGAUAAGGCCUUCAGGUCAACAAGAUUUGGGGACGAGACCAGAACUGGUCUUCCCCUCCAUCCAGUCUGCAGACUCAGCAGAGUAUUUUUGUAUUGUAGCGAAUGACCUUGGGAAUAGGAUGUCACAAUCUGUCAUCAUCGAUGUGAAAUAUGCUCCAAAGUGUUCCGAUUUGGGGGUGAGUCCACCACAGGACAUCCAGGAGGGCCAGUCAGUGAGUCUGACCUGCACCUGCGACGCUAACCCAGCCGCUAGCUACACCUGGUACAAGGACAACAAAAUUGUGCUGCAGGGAGCAGAAAGAAAUUACAAUUUCGCUUCCAUCUGCUCAGAAGAUGCGGGAAGCUUCUUUUGCAAGGCCCAAAAUGUAUAUGGAAAUGGCAUCUCCUCACAGGUUUUCAUAAACGUUCAGUAUGGUCCUCGGCAUGUGAACAUCUCUGCGAGCCCCUCCAGUUCCGUCACCGUGGGUUCUUCGGUCAUUUUGACAUGCAGCAGUGACGCUAACCCCAACGCUGACUACAUUUGGUACAAGGACAACGAGGAGUCACCCAAAUCCACACAGGCAGUCUUCAACAUCAGCGAUUACCAACUGCACCACGACGGCGAGUAUCGCUGUGAGGCCCGGAACACCUUGGGGAGCACCAACGCCACCCACCGGCUUUACACAGAGACUCGUCCCCUGAAGGCGGCAACCAUCGGUUGCGUGACGGGAGUUGUACUGCUCAUCUUGCUUCUCGUCACCAUCUACAUGCUCAGGAAAAAGAUUGCAUCAAAGCACACAACACAGUCUGAAGCUCAGCAAACGGCAAGUGCAGACAGUGAUGGGAAUCAUCAACACGAGCUGGUCUACUCCGUGGUGACAUUCUCCAAAAACGCUCCCACAUACGCCAACGCGAAUCGGUACCAGGACAACGGUCAGUUGCAGUGACAGCCGAGCCUCAAGGCCAAAGGCUCGAGCGGAACCCGACGUGUCCGUACUGUGCGCCACAGUGCAGAAAAACAAGAUCUGAACUCAUUGUGCUUGACUUUUUUCCCCACAUCAUUAAUUAGUUGAUAAAUUGCGUUGUAUUAAGUCUUUAUACAGUAUAUACAGUCUUGCAUAUAGAAAUGCUGGUAAUUUUUUCUUUUUUAACUUUCCCCAUGUUUAUUAUCAUUGAAAUGCAUGUUAAAAUUGAGUGGGGGAUGAUUAUCAUAUUUUUGAAUGCAUAUUUUGCAAUGAUAACUUUUUUUUAUUUGAAAGACCGAUUUGUUUUUUUUUCCAAGAGCUUACAUUAUUUCUACAGUUGAAUGGCCGUAUUUUUGAUUUUUUAUGUUUGAAUCUGAACAAUGUGCCACUUCUUUUUUUUAAUGCUUGAAUGUCAGGUAUGAACGUUAAUGUUAAAAUAUAUCCCAUACAACGAAGAAAGUUUUUGCUGUGGUGUCAUUUUGACCCUGGAACAGACUUCCUUUUUUCCAUUUCAAUGACUUCAA